This is a messenger RNA of Phytophthora infestans T30-4, 549 nucleotides long. RefSeq names its product diacylglycerol acyltransferase, putative. Gene Ontology annotation, biological process: triglyceride biosynthetic process. Gene Ontology annotation, molecular function: diacylglycerol O-acyltransferase activity. Bases 1 to 549 code for a protein of 182 amino acids. NCBI's taxonomy places the organism in Eukaryota, Oomycota, Peronosporomycetes, Peronosporales, Peronosporaceae. Gene Ontology annotation, cellular component: endoplasmic reticulum membrane. The record is from RefSeq and is a predicted model, not a curated record. The transcript has 3 exons.
AUGUUCUACAUCCCCCUAGGGCGCGACUUGUGUUUGUGGAUGGGAGGUGUCGAUGCCUCACGGUCGACGGGCGAGAAGGUGCUGAACGAAGGCAACAGUAUCGUCGUGUAUCCUGGUGGAGUGCCAGGGAUAUUCAAGACGAACCCCAACUCCAAAGAGACCCAAUUAGUGCUGAGGAAUCGCCUCGGAUUCGUCAAACUGGCCGUGAGCCACGGAGCAGAUCUCGUGCCAACGUUCGUCUUCGGAGAGAAGUGGCUCUACAACAUGCGGAAUCCGCCGAAAGGGGUGAUAAACUUCUUCCGCAAGACGCUCGGCAUCCCGGUGCUCGUCUUCUGGGGCAAAUUCUGGUGGAUGCCCAAGGCUCCGGAGAACGGGAAACGUUUCGGACUCGUGUACGGCAGACCCAUCACCACGAAACGCAAUUCCAAGCCUACAGAAGAGGAAUUUCGUGUCAUUCACACACAAUAUGUCGCCGAGAUCGAACGGAUCUUUGAGCAGUACAAAUCUGACUUUGGCUAUGGAGCGGACGAAACGUUGGUGAUCGUUUAG